This is a messenger RNA of Lineus longissimus, 3049 nucleotides long. Its product is annotated as CWF19-like protein 2. Lineage: Eukaryota; Metazoa; Nemertea; Pilidiophora; Heteronemertea; Lineidae. Gene Ontology annotation, biological process: mRNA splicing, via spliceosome. Bases 25 to 2847 code for a protein of 940 amino acids. The record is from RefSeq and is a predicted model, not a curated record. The transcript has 15 exons. Gene Ontology annotation, cellular component: post-mRNA release spliceosomal complex.
AGAUGUCGCCUCGAUCGUUUAAAGAUGUCUGUGCCCAUUGCUUUUAGAAGUUCCCUUGAAUAUGAGGCUGAAAGACAAGAAAAACGUGAUGCCAGAUCACGAUAUCUAGAAAAGGCAAAGAAGGAAUAUGACAAAAAUGAAAAAAAGAAGGAACUUGCCAGGCAGAAGGGGGAUGACACUUGGAUGUUACCGUCUGUCAGUAGCAGAGUUGAUAAGGAGUCAAGUAAACACAAGAAAAAGAAGAAAGACAAGAAGAAAAAGCACAAGAAGCAUAAGAAAAGUAAACAUAAAGAUGGAGAAAGUUCAGACUCAGACUCUGAUGAACCUACCUGGGUUGAAAAAGGACAUAGUGAAGAUCCAAUGGAUACAGAUGCCUCUCUACCUUCAACCAAAGUUGUCAAGGGGCCAGCGAUGAUGCCUCAAGAUUGGAAAUUACAGAGAGAUGACUGGAUGGCGGCUCCUAUAGAUCUCGUCCCGUGUGUUACAAGAGAUGAACUCAGAGACAGAAUUAAAAAGGACAAGAAAGAGAAAGAAGAGGAGGUCAACCUUUUCGAUCAGCCUGGUCAGCAUGCAAGAGAACUCAAUCCAUUCUGGAAAGAUGGUGGUACAGGUGUCCCUGACGAGAGUCCAUCAGCUAAGGCGUCGGCCCCUGUAUUGGGAGAUGGUGGUGUUGGCUGGUUGAAGAAGGCCUAUCAGCGAUGCGUCGAGCAGGCAGAAGAAGAGAAAAGAUCUCUUGAAGAUAUUGCUGCUGAACGAUAUGGUUCCUUGGAAAAACUUGAAUCCAUGAUCAUGAAAGCGGAGAGAAAUCUUCAGAGGAAGAGAGAAGAAGAGCAACUGACAAGAAUGGAGGAACGAAAAAAACGUAAUGAUCGCCAUGGAGAUCGCGUGAGGAGAUCUCGCUCUAGAGAUAUAGAUGUAUCUCGACGACGAAAAAGUAGGUCAAAUUCUCAAGACAGAGACUCUUCCAAAUGUCAGAAUAGGUCGUAUUCUAGAGAAAGAGGGUCAUCAAAACGCCGUAGAAGUAGGUCCAGUUCUAAGGAGCGAUAUUAUUCUCGUCGCCGAAGGAGUCGGUCAUGUUCUAAAGACAGGGAGAUGUCACGGCGUAGUCGGUCUGAUUCUGCAGAACAACUUUCUCGGCGGCAAAGGAGCAGAUCACAGGAGAGGAGUCAGCAAAGGAGGAGUCGAAGUCGAUCAAAAGAACGGGAAAGUUCUUCAUCCAAAUAUAGAUUUAUGAAUCCUAAUGACAAUCAGAGCAGCAGACGUCAAUUUAUGAAACCAGAUGAUUCAGAGAAAUCCUCCAAAAGAACAUUUAUGAAACCUGGAGAUAGUGAUUCUGGGAGUAUGCGAUCAAAAUAUAGAAAACCAGACUCUGGUAAUGACAAUAUCCCUGCAUGGAAAAAGCGUGACUUUAUCAAAGCAGAUGAUAGGGGAGAAGACAAAAGUGUAUCAAGGCAUUCAGAUAGGAAAGAUCUUCCUUCGGCCAAAAAAGAAUCACAGAAAGCUCCUUCACCAAAAAGGAGAGAUGCAUCUGACAGUGAGGAUAGCAGCUCCUCGGAACCAAGUGAAAGUUCUGAAGAGGAGGUCCCACCACAGGUGCCAAUACUGUCUGAGCAGGAAAUGAAUACUCUGGGUGCGAAGAUCGUCAAGGCUGAGCUCAUGGGUAAUGAGGAUUUAGCAGCAAAGUUAAAAACUCAGCUAGAGUUGGCAAGGUCAGCUAAAGAGGCCAAUGCAAGCAGGGUAGCAGCAUCUGGUGGUAAGAAAACAAAACAAAAAGAUGUCGCGCCAGAAGAUGUGAUGCUGACAACGAUUACUAGAUCAGGAAUUGAGAUGCCUCUGCCUGCACGCAAGACACCUCAAGAGCCAUCUGGUGGCAGGCGGAAGAAACAAAAGGUUACAACCCAUGGAACAUCUGGCGAGCGGGAGAGAUAUUUUGCUGAUGAUGACAAGUAUGACCUCAAGACAAUGUUCCAGCGAGAGAAGCUUGGUACUGCUGAGGAUCAGGACAGGAUGUUUGCAAGACUGGCUGGAAAGGCAAUGGAAAAAACUGAUGAUGACUACCAAGUUGAUGACGUGUUUGUCAAUCGUGCCAAUAAGAAGUUGUCGGAUUCAAAAGAGGAAAACCGUCAACGAUCAGAUGCCAUUGCUCAACAUAGCAAGAUGGCGUCUGCCCUCGGUCGCUGCGACUUGUGCCUGGAGAAAUGUCCUAAACAUCUCAUAAUUGCCAUUGGAAUAAAAUGCUAUCUGUGCUUGCCAAACUACCUGUCUCUGACAGAGGGCCAUUGUCAGAUUGUGCCAAUCCAGCAUGUCUCAGCAGGAACCGCUGCUGAUGAGGAUGUGUGGAAUGAAAUACAGGUCUUCAGGAAAGGUCUAACAAAACUGUUCGAAGAUAAAGACAUGGAUUGUGCCUUUAUGGAGACUGUGAUGGGGUUGAAGUGGCAGCCCCAUAUGAUAAUGGAGUGUGUCCCCAUGCCGAGGGAGACUGGAGAAAUGGCACCAAUAUACUUCAAGAAAGCUAUCCAAGAGUCUGGGACUGAAUGGGAUCAGAACAAGAAAUUGGUUGAUAUAAGGCAAAAGGAUAUUAGGAGAUCUGUCCCUAAAGGUUUUCCCUACUUCAGUGUGGAUUUCGGUCUCCAAGGAGGAUUUGCACAUGUCAUUGAGAAUGAAAAGAUAUUUCCUAAAUAUUUUGGAAAGGAAAUAAUUGGUGGGAUGUUGGACCUGGAACCAAGGUUAUGGCGGAAACCAAUGAAGGAAAACUUUGAGGAUCAGAGAACGAAAGUUUUGCAAUUUUCAAAAUGGUGGAAACCAUUUGAUUGGACACUUCAGCUGCACAAACAAGACGAUGACUGAAUUCAGAUUUUGUAUAUAAUUGGACAAAACUAUAUUUUGUUGAACACAUAGGAAUGCAGUUUUCAAACAUUAGUGAAAAUCCCUUUCCUGGAGUAGUCCAUGCAGACAGCCAAGCUUGGAGCUUGUGAAAUGAGAGUGCGGAAAAUAAAGGACAACAGUUAUGGUUUGUUUGGUUUCCCCCAACAAACUGUAUGUCACAUUG